This is a messenger RNA of Besnoitia besnoiti, 1620 nucleotides long. RefSeq lists its product as uncharacterized. Bases 1 to 1620 code for a protein of 539 amino acids. Gene Ontology annotation, cellular component: nucleus. The record is from RefSeq and is a predicted model, not a curated record. The transcript has 4 exons. Lineage: Eukaryota; Apicomplexa; Conoidasida; Eucoccidiorida; Sarcocystidae.
AUGCUGGCUUCAAUUCUUUCUUCGUACGCGGAGGACGAUGAGAGUCCGUCGGGCGCUGCUGGGGGAUCAAGCGAGAGUUCUGCGGCGGGCGCGGCUACCAGCGUCGUGCCGCCGGUUUCCUCGGAGUUUUCCGCGCAGCCGACUAAAAAGCGUGUUGACCUCACGCGCUUGCAGAUGUGCUGUCCAGGCAUUAUCGGCGCGGGAGAGGUGACGGGUUCCAGCUUCGGCGCGCACUCGCUCUUCGCCAUCCGGCGCACGCCCUCGUCAGCGCCAGCUGCGCCUUCCGCCGCAUCGGGAUUGUCAUUUCCAGUUCCCCAGAAGGGCCGAAACGCCGCGCCCGCUUCAGCCUCGGCAAAGCGCUCGCCGGCUGCGGGCUCUCCGCAGGACGCGAGUGCGUUGCCUGCGCCCGACGUUGUCGUGGGUCCUGACAACGUGCCGCUGCUCAGGUACGCUCGAGGAGUCUUUGCGAGCGCGGAGGAGGAGGACCUCGAAGAGUUUCGGCAACUCAAGCAGCAGCAGCAUCGUCUGCGCAAGCAGGAUCCGGAGACAGUCCGCCGGGCGGCGGCUGCCUCGCCGGAGGCCGACGGUUUGCCGCCGCCUAGCACGCGGAGCCAGGCGCUCCUGCGCAUGCUCCCCAUGCCGCAGAGCGCGAGUCCGGCGCAAGGCGGCUCCUGGAGCGCUCUCUGCCUCGGGGCGCGCACGGCAGCCGCGAAGCCUGAAGAGCCGCCGAAGGCUGCGCAGACCAAAGCCGACGCAGAAGCCCAGAGACAGGGGGGAAGAAGCAAACACGAUGCCGCGUCGGCUGGAGAGGAUUUUGGCCCUGCAGGCGCCGACGUGGGCGGCGCGAAGCCGGCGAGCGGCUCUCAGAAGCGGCCGGCGGGCGGGAGCGACCCUCCGGCGGAGGCAGAGAAGGACACAGAAGAGGCAGACGGCGCGUCAGGGCCGCUUUUCUCUCUCUUCUCCGACUACAACGAUGACGAAAAACAAGAAGAGCCAGACACCGAUGCGAGGCUUCUGCCUGUCAAGCAAGAACCCCUCCCCUCCUCCGCGCCCGCGAAGAGUGGAGCAGAAGCCUCGUCGGCUCCAUUUUCGUCCUUUUCUUCUGCGCCGUCUGUCUUCAAGCAACAGAAAGCAGAGGCGAGCAUCGCCUCGGAGUUUGCUCAAGCUGCUGCUCCCUUGUACGGGCCCGAAGUUCCCGCGGAAGCCGCAAACGCGGACGUCUGGAGCGGAGAGCAAGUACUAGUCUCAGGCGAUCACGACGACUCGCAGCCGCUGCAGAUGAUGCAGGGCAUGUCCCUCAGAGAGUAUCGGGAGCUGCAGAAGGCGAACGUUGGAGUGGUUUCUGGCGAAGCACUGCGCGAUCCCAACUGGCAGGUGAAUGCGCAGCUCCAUGGAACGCCAGCGCAGGCGAAGCGCGCGAAGCUGACCAUCACGACCAACGUCUGGAGUGCGAAGACCCAGGGCGUCGUUCAGACGCAGGAGCCCGGGGGCAUGCAGAAGAGAAAGCACCAGAUCAACUGGCUGGCGGCGGAGGCCGCGGAGAAAGAGCUGGAGAUGUGGGAGAUGCUUUCGAAGAAUCGCCAGAACAAGUAUCAGACUGCAAUGAAAUACGGGUGGUAG